Messenger RNA from Huiozyma naganishii CBS 8797, 3909 nucleotides. RefSeq lists its product as uncharacterized. Gene Ontology annotation, biological process: Ras protein signal transduction; positive regulation of GTPase activity. Bases 1 to 3909 code for a protein of 1302 amino acids. The record is from RefSeq and is a predicted model, not a curated record. Gene Ontology annotation, cellular component: plasma membrane. NCBI's taxonomy places the organism in Eukaryota, Fungi, Ascomycota, Saccharomycetes, Saccharomycetales, Saccharomycetaceae. The transcript has a single exon. Gene Ontology annotation, molecular function: guanyl-nucleotide exchange factor activity; protein binding.
AUGGAUUUUGGCCAGUCCGGCUUGAACGUGCGGGAGGGCAGCCACGACGGUGCGCUCUCGCAGAUCAAGGUCAUCGACAUUCUCGUGGUGGACCACGACUAUACGUCGACGCUGCCCAACGUGCUGAGUUUGAAGAAAGGUGAGGUCGCUUUUUUGGCGAACAAGUCUACCACAGGCUGGUUGGACGUGCUCGUGAUUAUGGGAGACCCGCCAGCGCAGAGAGUGUCAAGAGGCUGGUUUCCUCACAACUACACUCAACAGAUUGGUGACGUCGAGCUUAAGAGACGGUACUCGGAUAAGUUGACGGACUCCCUCAGGAGGGGGUCCCGGAAACAAUCUGCCAGAAGCUCGGAACUUCUUUUGAAGACUACUGUCUCGAACUUUAAUUUGGGCGAUGACGACCCACUCGCGGCAUCGGAUUUCCUCUUUGCGCACGAGAUCGAGGAACUGUACGGCAAUAACCAGUUUGGUGACCUCUUGCAGGAAAACCUCCCGGUCAUAUGGGCCACCGUGCUCACGGGCGACAAAAGAUCGCCCAUGAUCUACUACAACGAUCAAUUAAACGUGUACUGCAACCGACUCCCCACACUGCCUAAAUCAGCGCACCGAGGGGGGGGCGGGGUCGGGGACAAACCGGUACGAUUGAACCCGAAAAAGAUGCCCCGUUUGACUGGAGACGAUACGUUGUACCUCCACACGGCAGACAUAAAACUGUGCAGGGACUUGUUUGAGAACUCGCUGUACUACUGCUCGUUGGCACACGAGACUUUUAAGGCAAAGGACCAACUUAAGUUCGUCGAAGUGAUCAGACGGUUCGCCACAUCGGUCACGUACAUCACAAUGGCAGUCAGGUUGUUCGAAAACUGCAUAAACAAAACAGCUAGGAAAGAGAUCAAACAUCUGAUGAAAUGUAUCAUUAAAUCUUUGUCCGUUAUCAAGCUGAACGCAAACGUCUACUUCUGCAAUAAGAAGGGGUACACGAGAACCGCGCAACAACAGGAAUACAAUAGGACCGCCUCCGUCGCGACCGCCUCUACAAUGCACUCGGAUAACACGCUGACCCAAGCUACCAGUGGUAACACACGCAAUAGAGUAUUGAGUCUUGCCGACUCCGUAUCGAACCAAGAAAGAGGAGGGGCCGACACGGAACCAAACUCAAAGAAAUUAGAUUCGAAACAUGACGAUUACUACAGCACUUUGGAGACAACUAUCGACACGGAGUUUUUCGGGUCGCCAAAGUCAAUACAGCUGCUAUACUACGUACUGCAAAACAACGUCACGUUGGACUCGAGUGAAAGACACCUGCUACCGCAACUUUUCCCAAGAUUCUUUCAGGACUCCUUCAACGCUGGCUCUUGGACUAACCCGUUUGCAGCAGAACAUAUCGAGGAGAAGGAAAAGGAAAGCAGUUGUGAAUUCGCCAAGGAGACUAAAUUAACGAAGAUUGCUGACCCGUGUAAGAAUUCCGUGUCGACCACGACGUCGUCGACGUCCUCCUCAGAUUUUCCUCAACCUUCAGAAACAUCAACCAAAAACACGGGGUCGCGCGACAGCAAAGCAGGAACAGCUGGACCAAAGUUCAACCUUUCCACUCACUCUCCGUCUUUGUCGCCAGUCGCGUCCCGCGUUUUGAAUUCAACCAGUGGUAGCCAGGCGGCACAUUUCUCUCUUGCAUCCAACCAGUUACAGAAAACGAAAUCAGGUCCGAGACCAAGGCUGUACCCGCUGACGAGGGACACACUCUCAAAGAUGAGACAAAGCAAGGAGCAAAUAUAUGAUCACAUUGUAUCAUACAUCCAACAAACCAAUAACGUGAAGCCCGAUGUGAAAAUGAUCCUCAAGAUUUAUACAGAGUUCAAUGAUAAGCUGCUGAAUAUGGCUAUUAUUGAAAACCUGGAUCUGACGUUUUUUGUGAACCUGAGAAAGAUUCUCUUUAAUAACGACAAGUGCGAUGAAAGCAUAAAACUGUUACGACAUUCUUGCACAACCAUUUCGCACCUGUUGAACGAGUUUUUCAAUAUCAAACAAGCAUUCCAUGACACAGUCAUCAAAUUGACAAUUGUCACACAGCACACCAGCACUGAGGACCCGUUUGUGUUCCGCUCAAUGGAAAAUUCCCAUUCCGUUGGCUACUUGGAGAAAUUCCCCAUAGUCACAAGCGAAAAACAAGUACACCUCUCCCAGGACUAUGACAUAAUGGCGGACCAAAUAUUAAAGCAGUUGUGGAAAAGUGAUGUUCAUAUUAGCACACUGGAGUUCCUGGACCCGUUCGCCAUAUUCAAAGAAAGUUAUAUUCAUUAUUACGAGAUAAACUCCGUCGCAUGCAACAUUGUGGAAAGACUGAUCGAGGAGAAGGAAAACAUCAUGAAUUUUGCUGCCAGAAGCAUGCAGGGUUCUUUAAUUGACAUGUUACAGAAGGACGAGUACAAGGAUGCCAGGUGGUUUGAAGAUGAUUUUCUUCGUAAGGGUAGUGACAAAAGCGACUCAUUCAUGAAGAGAGCAUCUUUGAGCGGUAGUAAUGCUGUGGCGUGGUACAUACAGUCCCCUGUCCAGCAAGACCUUGUCUUUGAUAUCAAAACAGAUACGGUUAAAUCGGGUACCUUGGAAGCAUUGGUCGAUCACCUUGUUUUUGGCAUGAACAACGGGAUAAUCGAUAAUUUGUACAUGGGGACUUUCCUAAUGACAUUCCGCAGUAUCUAUACCAGCUCGAUGGACUUUAUUGUACAUCUAACGAGGAUUUACAACGCAUUUCCGCCCAGUGGACUAUCAUUUAAUGAGUACAACGAGUGGAUUUCUAAAAGAUCGUUACCGAUAAAAACUAACAUCGUCAAAGUAUUGCAGUCUUUCUUUACCAAGUACUGGAUAAACACAUACUGGGAACCAAAAUUGGAUUCAGCGAUUAUGGAGCUUGUAAAGAUGGCGGUUUCAGAGAAAAUAUCAGGCGCAACAGCGUUAAUGAAUAAAUGCACAGAAAUUAUCAAGAACUGUACGAAUAACGAUGGGGCCGAGAGUAUCAGAAGUGUCCACUCAGUCACACUACGUACAGCGGACUGGUCACAAUCAGUUAAGAAAAUCAAGAAAAUCAAAGCCCACGAUAUAUCGGCCUCAGGGUUUGCGCAACAAAUCACGCUGAUGAAUUAUGAAAUGUACAGCAAGAUCGAGCUAUUCGAGUGUCUGGAUAAAAUUUGGGGGAAAUCGAUGAAUUGCGACUUUGGGGGAUCCGCGUCCAUUGCAAACUUUAUUGAACACGCAAAUCUUCUGACAAACUACGUUUCGUUCAAAAUUGUUAGUGAGGUCAAUAUGAAAAAGCGAGUGAAACUGAUCACAUAUUUUAUUACAGUUGCGCUGCACUGCCAUCGAUUGAGCAAUUUUGCUACCUUGACAGCCAUAAUCUCCGCUCUAUAUUCUUCCCCUGUAUUUCGGUUGAAAAAAACAUGGACUCAAGUCCCCGUCGACUCUAAAGAUGUGUUAAACAAACUUGACAGUCUAAUGGACUCCAAAAAGAACUUCAUUAACUAUAGAGAAUCGCUAAAGGCAAGAUCUAGGAACACCCCGUGUAUCCCAUUUUUCGGGGUGUAUCUUUCAGAUUUGACCUUUGCUAACAGUGGUAACCAAGAUUGGCUACCAGUGAUCAAUUUCAGGAAGAGAUUCAUCAUAGCGGAUAUCAUUCGUGAUAUUUUAAGGUUCCAAAGAUGCAACUAUUCAAACUUCACCAAAAACGAGGAUAUUUCGUACUUUAUAACGCGCGCGUUGCAAGGGGUCCCAGACUUGGAAGCUCAGUACAGUCUCUCUCUUGAAGUCGAGCCAAGAUCGAACUCUACAUCGAAGGAAAACGAAAAGGACAUCUCGUUUGGUUCAGCAGCUACCAAAUUUUUAAAGGUAAAGCACGGUAUGAAAUUAUUUGGUUAG